CGCUCACCGGGGGGCCGCAGGCUCUCGGCGGGGCUGCUGCGCCAGGCCACCUACACGACGACGCGCCUGGGCAUCUACAGCGUCCUGCUGGAGCGGCUGGGGGGGCCCGACGGCAGCCCCCCCCCCCUUCCUGACCAAGGCCGCCAUCGGCAUGAGCGCGGGCGCCGCGGGGGCCUUCGUCGGGACCCCGGCCGAGGUCGCCCUCAUCCGCAUGACGGCCGACGGCCGGCUGCCCCCCGCCGAGCGCCGCGGGUACCGCAACGUCUUCGACGCGCUGCUGCGGAUGGGGCGGGAGGAGGGGGUGGCCACGCUCUGGAGGGGCUGCAUCCCCACCAUGGCGCGGGCCGUGGUGGUCAACGCCGCCCAACUCGCCUCCUACUCCCAGUCCAAGCAGCUGCUCCUCGACACGGGGCGCUUCCAGGACGACAUCCUCUGCCACUUCUGCGCCAGCAUGAUCAGCGGCCUCGUCACCACGGCCGCCUCCAUGCCUGUGGACAUCGUUAAGACCCGCAUCCAGAACAUGCGGAUGAUCGACGGGAAACCUGAGUAUCGCAACGGGCUGGACGUGCUGGUGAAGGUGGUGCGGCUCGAGGGGUUCUUCAGCCUCUGGAAGGGCUUCACCCCCUACUACGCCCGCCUGGGCCCCCACACUGUGCUCACCUUCAUCUUCCUCGAGCAGAUGAACAAGUGGUACAAGAGGCUCUUCCUCAGCGCCUGAGGCCCCAUAGCGCCCGUGGGGCGGCCCCAUAGUGCCCGUGGGGCGGCCCCACAGCCGUGUGGGGGGCUGUGGAGUGGCCCUACAGCGGCUGUGGGGCAGCCCUAUGGCCAUGUAGGGGCUGUAGGGUGGCCCCAUGGCUGUGUGGGGGCUGUGGGGCAGCCCUAUGGUAGCUGUGGGGUGGCCCUAUAGGGGCUAUGGGGUGCCUCUGUCCCCACGGUAGGUGUGGGGCAGCUCUGUGGGGCACCUCUGUGUCGCUAUGGGGCAGCCCCACGGCCCUAUGGGGGGGCUGUGGGGUGGCCUUAUAUCUCCCCAGAGCUGUGGGGUGCCCCCCCCCAUCCCCCCCCAUCCCUAUAGGUCAGUGAAGGUGGUGGUGGGGUCGGGUCGGGAGCCUCAGGGGGGGCCCUGCCCCACAUCUGUGGGGCCGGGAGCCUGCAGCCCCCCCCAGCUUGGGGGUCUGGGGCUUGUUGGGGGGCAGCCCCUGCUAUGGGGCAGCCCCAUAUUCCCCCCGCUCCCACCAGUACCUGGAGUCAAGUGCUCCACAGUGCCCCCCCACGCCCCACAUCCGGGGGUCCCCAGCCCCACACCCACCCCACGCCCACCCCCCCAACGGGAGUCGGGGGCCAUUUUGGGGUUCAGUGUUUUAUUGACAGUGAAGGUCAAGGCCGCGGUGUGGGGCAGGAGCCCACCCCACCCCACCGUCCCUGCCCCACGGCGGGACCCCCCCGCCCCACACCCCGCCGUGGGGCGCCCCACGGCCCAUAAAGUGCUUCGUUAAUUGUUCCUCAUUAUGAAAUAAUUAAAAAAGAAUUUGUGGA
Phalacrocorax carbo (great cormorant) is the source of this 1533-nucleotide messenger RNA. The record is from RefSeq and is a predicted model, not a curated record. NCBI's taxonomy places the organism in Eukaryota, Metazoa, Chordata, Aves, Suliformes, Phalacrocoracidae.